Messenger RNA from Mustela erminea (ermine), 1331 nucleotides. It is a transcript of the gene AKR1E2, whose product is annotated as aldo-keto reductase family 1 member E2. The record is from RefSeq and is a predicted model, not a curated record. Gene Ontology annotation, molecular function: aldose reductase (NADPH) activity. The coding region runs from base 83 to 988 and encodes 301 amino acids. NCBI's taxonomy places the organism in Eukaryota, Metazoa, Chordata, Mammalia, Carnivora, Mustelidae. The transcript is spliced from 10 exons. Gene Ontology annotation, cellular component: cytosol.
CGCGCGCGCCCGGGCCCCUCGGAGCUGCGAGCGCGGCGGCGCGCGCCGGUAGUGUUCCCGCGGCCGCGGUCCCGUGCGGGGCAUGGAGCGGAUCCCGGCGCUGGGCCUGGGCACCUGGCAGGCGGCUCCAGGGGAAGUGACAGAGGCAGUGAAAUUGGCCAUCGACGCGGGAUAUCGGCACUUCGACUGCGCCUACUUAUACCACAACGAGAGUGAGAUUGGAGCCGGGAUCCAGUGCAAAAUCAAGGAGGGUGUGGUGAAGCGGGAGGACCUGUUUAUCGUCAGUAAGCUCUGGUGCACCAGCCAUGAGAAGUCCCUGGUGAAAGCAGCGUGCACCAAGAGUCUGAGGGCCUUGAAGCUGGAUUACCUGGACCUCUACCUCAUACACUGGCCCAUGGGUUUCAAGCCCGGGGUGGAAGACAUGCCUUUGGACCCCAGCGGCAUGGUGAUACCCAGUGACACCGACUUCCUGGACACGUGGGAGGCCAUGGAGGACCUGGUGGUCAUGGGGCUGGUGAAAGCCAUCGGGGUGUCCAACUUCAACCACGAGCAGCUGGAGAGACUUUUGAACAAACCCAGCUUGAGAUUCAGGCCAGUGACUAACCAGAUUGAGUGCCACCCGUAUCUGACCCAGAAGGACCUGAUCCGUUUCUGCCAGUCCAGAGACGUGUCCGUGACUGCGUACCGGCCCCUCGGCGGUUCCAGUGAGGGGAUGGACCUGAUGAAUGACCCCGUGAUUCAGAGGGUGGCCCAGAAGUACAACAAGUCUCCGGCCCAGAUUUUGCUCCGAUUUCAGAUCCAGAGGAAUGUGAUCGUGAUCCCCAAAUCAGUCAACCCAAAGCGGAUUCUUGAGAAUAUCCAGGUGUUUGACUUUGAACUAUCAGAACAGGAUAUGAACGACAUCCUCGGCCUGGACAGGAACUUCCGAAUGUGCCGGCUACCCAUAGCUGUGAACCACAAGGACUAUCCUUUCAACUUAGACUACUGAGCCUGGCUCCCCCCUUCCUCCUCCUGCCGCCUGGACGGACACCCCCAGCUCCCACCCGGCCCGCCUCGGCACCGGGCGGCCAGGGAGGGGAGGGUUGGGGUUUGACUUGGUGGAGUCCCGCCUGGAACAGAAGCUGAGCUCCCUGAGAAAUUCACACGGUUCAGCUGGUCUCCGUGACAGAGACAAACACCACGGGAGCGAUGAUUACUCUCUGUGGAGAACCUCCGUCCUCAGAAUCCUUUGAGCACAGUGUGAGGGGGUUUUUACGAGACAAGCCAAGUGGCCUGUACUCUCGAACAAAAGAUUGUGUGGUGGAAAUACUCAAAUACAAGAGUUGAGAUCA